This is a messenger RNA of Manis javanica (Malayan pangolin), 2878 nucleotides long. The record is from RefSeq and is a predicted model, not a curated record. NCBI's taxonomy places the organism in Eukaryota, Metazoa, Chordata, Mammalia, Pholidota, Manidae.
UGUAACACCAUGAUUUUCUGUGGGUGGACUCCUGCAGGCCUUCCUGGGCCAAGAGGGUGCUCUGAUACAUAUUUCAUUCCCACCUCUCGCCCCGCAGGAUCUAAGAGGAUGGAGCCAAAUACCUGCAAGGCCAGGGAAUCAGAGGAAGACGAUGCUGAGGAGAAGGAAUCCCAGGAGGAGGGUGUUAAAGGGGAAGCUACCAUCCCUGCUAACCCUUCUCAGCAGGCACCCUCAAAGUCCGACUAUAAGGCUUUGGGGACUGGAGUUCCCUUAUCCAUUGUAGCCAAGAAAAUUCCAAAGAAAAUCAUAGCCCCCGCUGAUUCCGAUGACUUGGAACUUGGGAGGAGAAAGAGAAGGCGGAAACGCAGACCCCUGGCCAUCAACCUGACCAGCUGCAAGUAUGAGAGUGUGCGUCGGGCAGCACAAACGUGUGGCCUGAAGGAGGUGGGGGAUGACAAAGAAUGGACCGUGUACUGGACGGACUGCUCUGUCUCACUGGAACGAGUCAUGGACAUGAAGAGGUUUCAGAAAAUCAACCACUUUCCUGGCAUGACAGAAAUCUGCCGCAAAGACUUGCUAGCUCGGAACCUCAACCGCAUGCAGAAACUCUAUCCUACUGAGUACAACAUCUUCCCCCGCACCUGGUGCCUCCCGGCAGACUAUGGGAACUUCCAGUCCUAUGGCCAUCAGCGAAAAACCCGCACCUACAUCUGCAAGCCAGACAGCCGCUGUCAGGGACGUGGUAUCGUCAUCACCCGAAAUCCCCGGGAGAUCAAGCCAGGAGAACAUAUGAUCUGCCAGCGAUACAUCUCCAAGCCCUUCCUCAUUGAUGGCUUCAAGUUUGAUAUGCGAAUCUACGUCCUGAUCACAUCCUGCGACCCUGUUCGGAUCUUCAUGUAUGAGGAGGGCCUGGCCCGCUUUGCCACUCUGCCCUACACGGAGCCCAGCCAUAGCAACCUGGACGACAUCUGCAUGCACCUGACCAACUACUCUAUCAACAAACACAAUGAGAAUUUUGUCCAGGACGAUGCUAUGGGCAGUAAGAGGAAGCUGUCGAUGCUCAAUGCCUGGCUGCAAGAACACACCUACGAUCCCCGAGAGCUGUGGCGGAACAUCGAGGACAUUAUCAUCAAAACCGUCAUUUCGGCCCAUUCCGUUCUUCACCACAACUACCGAACCUGUUUUCCCCAGUAUCUGAGUGGAGGUACAUGUGCCUGUUUUGAGAUCCUUGGUUUUGACAUCUUGCUAGACCACAAGCUGAAGCCCUGGCUGCUGGAGGUAAACCACUCUCCAAGCUUCACCACAGACUCCCGCCUUGAUCAGGAAGUGAAGGAUGCACUUCUCUGUGACACCAUGACCCUAGUCAACCUGCGGGGCUGUGACAAAAGGAAGGUGAUGGAGGAGGACAAGCGGCGAGUCAAGGAGCGGCUUGUCCAGUGCCACCAACAGCCACGAGAAGCCAGAUGCUCCAGGCGAGAACAAAUCGAGUUGUCACACGCAGCAAUGCUGGACCAGGAACAUUACGAGGAUUGCCAUCUUGAGGGAUACCGGCGGAUCUACCCAGGGCCUGACACAGAGAAGUACGCACCCUUCUUCAAGCACGACGGCUCACUCUUCCAGAAGACUGCUGCUUUCAAGGCCAGAGAGGACUGUGCUGGGCAGCAACUGGAAGAGAUCCGUCUUAAGCAGGAACAGCAGGAGACCUCAGGCAAUAAGAGGCGAAAAGAAACCAGGGACCAGAACCAGGGCGAAUCAGCUGGGGAGAAGAGCCGACCCAGCGCCAGGCUCCGGGGCCUGUCCACCCACUUGGCCCACAGGAGCCGGAACCGGGGGAGAGAGCGGCUACCAGUUCCCCUGGACACCAUGCAGCCUCAAGAAAUUGUGGAGGAGGAGGAGCGGGAGCGGAUGAAGGCCCUGCUACAGAGGGAGAAUGUCAUCUGAAGCCUGGGUGUUGCAGAGCAGCUCACCCGCAUGCUGCGCCCCAGCCACCAGGGCCAGGAAAACCUUCAUGAGUAUCGGUCUAGAUUUCACAAAGAUGGGCUGGGCAGUCAAGAACCGCAAUCUGUGAGUCUGGUCCCACUGGUCCUCCUGAGAGGAGCUGCCAAAGAGCAGGGACCUCAUUUCCUGCAUCCAGUUCGGCCCCACAAAUUGAGCCCCAGGAUCUUAGGGCCACUGCCAAGCAUGAAUACUACAAUUCCACAUCACUCCUCGUGCCAUCUACAGCCCAAGAACUUCAGUUGGGUAGGAGAUUCAGCAGCUCUCAGCCCCUGUUCAUUGUCAAUGAAGAAAUCUGGAAGGCGCCAUUUUUCCAGCACCAGAAUCAGGCUCACUAGCCAUAAGUAUGCAAGCAGAAGGCCAGAAGCCAUAAACGGAGCCCCGGCAGGAUCACUGCCACCCUGUUUAACUCCAAAGCAGCGCUAUUUUCUGCACCCGGAAAGAAUGGCAAGUGGCUCAUGGACUGAAUGCACCUUGCCGCCUGUGGUAGGCUCUGAACACCGAGCAGCCGGAGUCCGGGAUCUCACCCUCCGUCCUGCCUCCGCUGGACCCCUGCUGCAGUGUCCCACUGCGGCCCUCAAUGCCAGCCGCCACGGGUGAACGCGGGGACGGGGCCCAGCUCUCGGCCUCCCUCGGAGAACCCGCUCAAGUUUCCAAAGGGGCAAAGGGCCUUCAAUCUUUGCUAAAUUAAACUGCCACAAAACCUCAGUUUGAAAAGCCCUGGCCAAGGACCUUGUUUGCAGAAGGCAAAACGCAAAGACACCAAAGAAUAUCUCAAUAUUCAAGAUUAUUUUCAGAUGGGUAAAGACUAAAAAUGAAGAGCCACGGCCAGCCAUGUCCUCAUCUCCGCCCUUCAAACCUCAGUCUGAACACAUCGCUGGGU